Molecule: messenger RNA, 1332 nt
Organism: Acanthosepion pharaonis
Lineage: Eukaryota; Metazoa; Mollusca; Cephalopoda; Sepiida; Sepiidae
Source: the annotation of a GenBank genome assembly
AUGAUAUUUUUCUUUCUUUCGUUCCUUCUUUUUUCAUUUUUCUUUCUUCUUUCUUCCUUCUUUCUUACUUUCUUUCUUUUUUCUUUCUUCUUUCUUUCUUUUUUCUUUCUUCUUUCUUUCUUUCUUCAUUUUUUUCAUUCUUUCUUUUUUCUUUCUUUCUUUUUGCUUUCUUCUUUCUUUCUAUCUUUUUCUUUCUUCUUUCUUUCUUUCUUUUUUCUUUCUUCUUUCUUUCUUUCUUUCUUUUUUCUUUCUUUCUCUCUUUUUGCUUUCUUCUUUCUUUCUUUCUUCUUUCUUUCUUUCUUUCUUCUUUCUUUCUUUUUUUCUUUCUUUCGUUCUUUCAUUCUUUCUUUUUGCUUUCUUUCUUUCGUUCUUUCUUUCUUCUUUCUUUCUUUUUUUCUUUCUUUCGUUCUUUCAUUCUUUCUUUUUGCUUUCUUUCUUUCGUUCUUUCUUUCUUCUUUCUUUCUUUUUUCUUACUUCAUUCUUUCUUUUUUCUUUCUUUCUUUCGUUCUUUCAUUCUUUCUUUUUGCUUUCUUUCUUUCGUUCUUUCUUUCUUUCUUUCUUUGUAUUUCUAUCAUUAUUUUCUCUUUUCAUUCAUUUGUUUUCUUUCCUGGGAUUUCUUUCUUUCUCAUUCUGUUCCUCGUCUUGCUUUCUUUCUCUCAGCUUUCCUUAUAUUUCAUUCUUUCUUCCACUUUUCUUUCCUUGUAUUUAUUGUAUUUGUUUUCUUUUUCUUUCCCUGUAUCUCAUUCUCUCUCUCUCUCUCUCUCUCUCUUUGGUUUAUUUUGUUCUCUUUUCUUUCCUUCUAUUUCUUUCUUUCUCUUUUCUUUCCAUCGAUUUCUUUCGAUUUCCAUUCUCUUUUCUUUCAUGUGUCGUUUCUUUAUUUCUCUUUUCUUUCCAUUUUUAUUUAUUAAUUUAACUUUUCUUUCCUUCUAUUUCUUUCAUUCUUUCCUUCUUUCUUUCUUUCAUUUUUCAUUUCUGGUGUGUCUUGUAUUCUUCCUUUAUCUUUUCUUUUCUUGCAUUUCUUUCUUUCUUACUUUCUUUCUUUCAUUUUCCUUUCUUUAUAUAUCUUUCAUUCUUUCUUUCUUUCGUUUUUCUUUCUUUGUAUUUCUUUUAUUUCUUUCUCUUUUCUUUUCUUGUAUUCCUUUCAUUCUCUUUUCCAUCAUCGUACUUAUUUCAUUUUUCUUUCGUUGUAUUUCUUUCUCUUUUCUUUCGUUGUAUUUCUUUCUUUCUUUCUUUCUUUCUUUCUUUCUUUCUUUCUUUCUUUCUUUCUUUUACAGUAUUAGCCAUAACUGUUUUCAAGACAUUAUCCUUGAUUUAAGCUACAAUAAUCAAUGA